GCAACAUUCUCAGAGGGUUCCGAUAUCGUCUUUUUUUUUCGCGGUUGGCGACUUUCAUCAUGUCGCAGGACCGGGGGAAGGAUCCGGUAGACUCGCUCACGACCGCCCGACAAGGUCAUAACACGAAGACGUUUGACUCGCCGUUCAAGGUCGACCCGACAGUCGACGGCAAGCGGGACGACCCGGUGUGGCAUUUUGUGGCCAAAGGGCGUUAUUUGGAUGGGUCGACGGCGGCGGGCAGGAAGAGCGGUCGUCGAUGCCUGUGCAGGUUGUGCGGGCGUUCGAUUUGUGGGGGCGCUAAAGCCGCCAAGGAGCACUUCUCGAAGAGCGAGAAGUUCCGAUGUGAGGCAGCCACUCCUGCUGUGUGGAAUGCGAUCUGGUCAAAGGACAUGACAAAAUGUUCAAAGGAGUUCGCGCCGGCCAUAGAAACGUUGCAGUGCCACUUGCCAGGUCAUCCGAGCUUGCAGUGGCCACCUCUUCGAUUCCCCGAGGACGCAGUGCCGCCGCUGGUUCCUCCCACCGCCCCUUCUGGAGCCGUUGCAUCGCCCAAUUCUGGGGCUCCGGCCAUUCGAGUCACGGUACCGCGUCCUGCAACAACAGUUGCAACACGACCGGCAGCCCCGCCGUCURCGCCGCUGGCUGGGACACGAGGUGCUCGCGAUGUGGGAGUUGGUCGUUCCACGCCAGCCAACGAGCCCCCGCCUCUGAGGGAUGGUGUGGGCUCUGCAGCAUUUGACGAGGAGAGCACACGUGCAUUUAUUGAGAGUCACAGGUGGGGGGAGAGUGCCAGCAGUUCAGCGUCCGCGCUCGCCCCUGUUUUCAGAAGUGCUAGGCAGUCAGAUGCCGCACGGGGUGGUACUGAGGUGGCACCUGGCACAUCACCCCGCACUUCGUUGGAGCACCCCUGGCUGCCACCGCCACCGUCGAGAGCGGCGCAGCGUCCAAUGGUCCACCACGCUAACGGAACCGCCCACCCGGAUCCGUCACACGCACCUGCAGAUGCUCGACAUUCUGCUUUCGUGCCUCGUUUCGGGGAACAGGUGGAUCAUGGGGUGCCUGCCGAGGAGGUCCCCGCUCCGGUGUCCGAUUCAUUGCCGACCCCUAUUCCGACAACCACGGGCGGUGGUCGGUCUGCCCCACAGCCUCCACCCGUGUUGACCGGAACGUUAGACCCUUUGCAGCGCAUUCGUGACCUUGCAGUCGCCCAGAGCGCGACACCUGUGAGCCCUGGCGGGUUGUUGGAUGCUGGGGUCCUCGGCGGGACGACUGGGAUGCCGUUCAACAGCACGAAGCUUGAAAGUUUCAAACGCAUGUUCACGAUGAUAAUCCCGUCGGGGGUUCCAGGGGCGCCCGCGCCUAGACUUCCCUCGUACCACAUGCUGCGCACGACCCUUUUGGACGAGCUGGAUGGUGAGGUCCAGAAGUGUGUUYGGCCGGKGCUUGACACGUCGAGAGAGACCGGUUGCACAAUCAUGACYGAUGGUUGGACCAACAUCCGUGGUCAGACGUUGUGCAACUACCUUGUUGGUACAGAGAUCGGGGUGGUGUAUGUGUCCACCGACGUCAUGCGUGGCAAAAAGGACGCCAGUGCCCUCGCGAACGCAUGGUUGAAAAGGGUGAAGUCYAUGGACGUUCAAUUGAGCGACAUCACRRCGUUCRUGACGGACUCCGCCGGGGUGAACGUCGCGGCGAUGGAGGUAUUCCAAAAAGAUGAGAGCGUGAAACACAUCUUCUGGAUUCCUUGCGUCGCCCAUAUCAUGGAUCUCAUUCUCGAGGACAUCGGCGGGAUUGAUUGGGUGGCUUCCCGCAUUUCUCAAGCGAGGCUGGUUACAAGGUUCUUCAAGCGCCAUGGACAUGCGAGAGAGGUUCUUGAGGCGCACUCGACGAAGACUCUUCUGCUACCGGCGGAGACGCGUUUUGGCACGAACGUCAUCAUGAUGGAGAGGCUGGUGGCACUGCGGGCCGAGUUGACAGAUGUUGUGGCUGACGAUCGCUGGCGCGAGACUGUUUGGUCGACCAGCAAGAUCCGCAAGGAUGCAGCGGAGGUCACUGCAUGUAUCGGCUUCCCUCCAUGGUGGGAGGAUUUGAGAGCUCUGUGCAAGAUGCUAGAGCCCAUCAUGGGCAUGCUGAAGUUGGUGGACAGUGACACACACCAGAUCAGCAAGAUUCUGCGACGUUACGAGGAAAUGAUUGCAUCUUGUUUAUCCGCAUGUCGUGACAUUGAUCGCGAGCAGCAGGACGCUAUUGUGGAGGUGUUCCACAGGCGGCGCACCAUGUUCAAGACCCCCGCCCACACGGCAGCCAUGCUGCUAGAUCCAGAGUUCCGGGACGCGACGCUUUGUGACGAUGCGGAGGUGCAGCAGGCCUUGGUCGAGGCCCUUGUCCAGUUCGGCUACCCGGAGGAUUCGCCGCAGCACCGGGAGGUCCAACGAGCGCGGUUGAGACACGGGGGUAGGCGGGAUGACAGUAUUGCGUCUCGUGUACGCAGACAUCGUGUCCACAUUGCGAUCGACACGGGGGCACGUGACAUGCGGCAGGACCCGGUUGCCGUGUCAGAGGACGAGAUGGGAGAUCCGUCCAACGAGACGCAGCGCGACCCGGUUCAUGCAGAGGAGCUAGCCUCGAACACUGAUGUGAUAGUGACGGAGGAGGAUAUAGGGUUCAGGAUCACUCAUCUCCGGUCGCCUGCGCCGGUUGUUGGCAUAGAGGAGGAGACGGAGUUCGGAGGACCCGGUCCACUCCGCCAGGCGCAGACUCAGUGCACUCCAGCAGGCGCCCCAGUCCACUCCACAGGAGCGGGUUUGGAGGACGGCGAGGCACGACGUGAGCCGCCUCCUCACACGAGUGACGACGGUCUAGAGGAGGGAGAGGUUGCACCCACUCUCACUUGUGGAAAGGACGGGGAGGACGAACGUCCUCCGACGGACCACCACGUCGGCCUCGACUGCCCGCCCGACAGUCUUCCGCCCACCGACGAGCUAUUCACCAUGGAUUCCGCCUUGGCAUCUCUGCCCGAUAUAUCGUUACUGAUAUCUCCCACUUUGCCGGUUGUAGCACCACCGGAGCCUGCUAGACGAGAUGACGCGCGUCGUGACAGAGGGUUCGACGAGUUCGGCGGCGACACGAUACUGCAUCCUCCAGAGUCCGGCACUCCCGCCAUUUUUCAUGUCGGUGCACCGUGGGCAGUGGAGCAGGGGUUGGCGGAGGAGGGGGGUCAUGGUUCGCAGCUGUUAUCGGAUGGCGUGUCAUCAGUCCAUCCACCAGAGGAGGGCCCGCAGCAAGAGCCACAUCGAGGGUCAGCGGAGACUUUAGAGGCGAGGCCUCCCGGAGUUAUCCGCUCGGACGGAGGCGAGGGCGCGAGCGAGGAUACAGCGCAGCCAGGGAGCGCAGAUGGUGGACGGUCCUUCAGGGGGGGCAUCGAGCGUAGAGGGUCAUCGACCACACACCCCAGCAUUGUCAGGCCCAGCACACAUGACGUAGGAGACGGGCACACAGAUGAGCCUCGGCCGCAUUUGACAGGGAUGCGUGACAUUAUGUGCCCACCACCCUCACGCCCCUCUGCCGCUGAUCCUGCCGCCCACGGCCAGGCCGCGCCAAGCGCAUUGCCUACGAGGUCUUUCUACGACGGUGCGGGCAUGGACCGGAGGGCGGGCGAUAUCGGACAGACAUCAGCAUAUGGACCGGCAGAUGUGCCCGCGGGGGCGCGAUUGAUCGGCAACGUCGAUGGCACUUGUCAUGAUUCCAUGAGAGCUUACGAGGAGCAGCAUGGGAGGCCUAUACGGGCCAAGACGAGCGAUGUCAACGACACCAGGACGGCAACUGCGAGGCUGUCACGGGCGAGGAAGAAGGGAACAGGUGUGUCGAUUCCGUAUCACCGGUGCCGCCUGCAUCCUUUUUUCCGCAACAGGGACGRGACCAGACAGAUGCCAGCUGCCGCAGAUGGACAGGGGGGGGCGGAGGGAGGUGACAGAGUGGACGAAGCAGGUCGAGGUGAGAAGAGACGAGGCGGCAUGAUCAUCCUCCACGACGACAGCUCCACACCCGCUGAGGGCGGGGAGACCACAGGCGCCGACGAUCCUGAUGACUCCGAUUACGUCCCGAGGAUCCGUACGGCGGACGGAGAUGACAGCGGAGGUCGUCGCGUACCUUAGCCACUGAUUAGGCCUACCUUCAGUUCACUUAGCCAGAAGUUUCGUGAUGGUGCUAUGCCCCCUCAUAC
Molecule: messenger RNA, 4219 nt
Organism: Chara braunii
Lineage: Eukaryota; Viridiplantae; Streptophyta; Charophyceae; Charales; Characeae
Source: the annotation of a GenBank genome assembly